GUCCCUGCACACUCCCGAACCCCGCCCGCCCUCCUGCCACCCCGCGGGCGGGUCGGAGGUCCCCGGGCUGCGCGCGCCCGGGCCGGUCCGGUGCUUCGGACAGUUGUCGGGCAGGGGCGCGGCCGCGGGUUUGGCGCGGAAGUGCCUGGGAGCCGCGGGCCGGGGUCGCGCACCUCCGUCCGCGACCGUCUCCGGCUUGACCCGAGAGGUGACCCGGUCUGCUGGGGUAGGUUGGUGGCGGCUCUGAGGGGUGUGUUGCCCCCGAAAAGUUUGCCGCUUCUCCACCGGCCGUCUCCCCGCUUUUGUAAACCUCUCCAGUACGACUCGAAUGCAUUUUAUAAGGUGCAGUCAUGCAGGAAAACCUCAGAUUUGCUUCAUCUGGAGAUGAUGUUAAAAUAUGGGAUGCUCCAUCUAUGACAUUGGUGGACAAAUUCAACCCACACACAUCACCACAUGGAAUCAGCUCAGUGUGUUGGAGCAGCAAUAAUAACUUUCUAGUGACAGCCUCUUCCAGUGGCGACAAAAUUGUUGUUUCAAGUUGCAAAUGUAAACCUGUUCCACUUUUAGAGCUUGGUGAAGGGCAAAAGCAGACAUGUGUCAGUUUAAAUUCCACAUCUAUGUAUUUGGUAAGUGGAGGCCUAAAUAACACUGUUAAUAUUUGGGAUUUAAAAUCAAAAAGAGUUCAUCGGUCUCUUAAGGAUCAUAAAGAUGAAGUAACUUGUGUUACAUAUAAUUGGAAUGAUUGUUACAUUGCUUCUGGAUCUCUCAGUGGUGAAAUUAUUUUGCACAGUGUAACCACUAAUUUAUCUAGUACUCCUUUUGGCCAUGGUAGUAACCAGUCUGUUCGGCACUUGAAGUACUCCUUGUUUAAGAAAUCACUACUGGGCAGUGUUUCGGAUAACGGAGUAGUAACUCUCUGGGAUGUGAAUAGCCAGAGUCCAUACCAUAACUUUGACAGUACACAUAAAGCUCCAGCUUCUGGCAUCUGUUUUUCUCCUGUCAAUGAAUUGCUAUUUGUGACUAUAGGCUUGGAUAAAAGAAUCAUUCUCUAUGAUACUUCAAGUAAGAAGCUAGUGAAAACGCUAGUGGCCGAUACCCCUCUGACUGCAGUAGAUUUCAUGCCUGAUGGAGCCACUUUGGCUAUUGGAUCUUCCCGUGGGAAAAUAUAUCAAUAUGAUUUAAGGAUGUUGAAAUCACCAGUUAAAACCAUCACUGCUCACAAGACUUCUGUGCGAUGUAUAGCAUUUCAGUACUCCACUGCUCUUUCUAAGUCAAGUUUAAAUAAAGGCUGUUCAAAUAAGCCCACAGCUGUGAACAAACGAGCCAUUAAUGUGAGCACUACCAGUGGAGGAGUUCAGAAUUCUGGAGUCGGCCGAGAAGCAGCCACCUCUUCCACUGGCACAGCUCUCCCGCAGCCCAUGACAACAGCUGGGGGAAAAGGAGCAGUUGCUGUUCAAGACAAAGCAGGUUUGCCUCGAAGCAUAAACACUGAUAUUAUAUCUAAGGAAACGGACAGUGGGAAAAAUCAGGAUUUCUUCAGCUUUGAUGAUACUGGAAAAAGUAGUUUAGGUGACAUGUUUUCACCGAUCAGAGAUGAUGCUGUGGUUAACAAGGGAGGUGAUGAGUCCAUAGGCAAAGAUGGCCUUGACUUUCUACCACAAUUGAACUCAGUCUUUCCUCCAAGAAAAAACCCAGGAACGUCAAGCACUUCAGUAUUGCAUUCUAGUCCUCUUAGCGUUUUUAUGGGAUCUCCAGGGAAAGAAGAAAAUGAAAAUCAUGAUCUGACAGCUGAAUCUAAGAAAAUAUAUCUGGGAAAACAGGAACCUAAGGACGCCUUUAAACAGUUUGCAAAGUUGAUCCCUGGUGCUGAAACUGGAAAUCUGAAUACCUCUCCACCAUCUAACCAAACAAGAAGUCCUGAGAAAUUUGAAAAGCCAGAGAAAGAAAUCGAAGCCCAGUUAAUAUAUGAACCCCCGGUCAAUGGAUCCUCAACUCCAAAUCCAAAGAUAGCAUCCUCUGUCACUGCUGGAGUUGCCAGUUCACUAUCAGAAAAAAUAGCUGAUACCAUUGGAAAUAAUCGGCCAAAUGCACCAUUGACAUCUGUUCAAAUCCGGUUUAUUCAGAAUAUGAUACAGGAGACAUUGGAUGACUUCAGAGAAGCAUGCCAUAGGGACAUUGUGAAUUUACAAGUGGAGAUGAUUAAACAGUUUCACAUGCAAUUGAAUGAAAUGCACUCUUUGCUGGAAAGAUACUCAGUGAAUGAAGGUUUAGUGGCUGAAAUUGAAAGACUACGAGAAGAAAACAAAAGACUACGGGCCCACUUUUGAAAUUUCAGUGAAUACCUUAAUGUUUUGUAAUUGGAGAAGCUUCUGGCAACACAACUGCAUGGAAUCAGUAUUGUUUUUAUGGUCUUUGGGGAAAAAAGUGUUUUUCAAGUAAAAUGGUGAUGGGAUUUUACACCAACCACUAUUUCAUCUUCUCUGUCAAAAAUAUUUAUAUUUUUAUAUUAAGAACUGUACAUGUCAUCUGCCUAGUAGGAAAGUCAGCAGUAUCUUUAUUUUCCAAAAGCUUUAGCUACACACUAAGUGCCCUUUUUCAUAAGAAAAGAAAAUUGUGCAAAAAAAAACAAAAUAGGUUAUGUAUGUUUUUUAAUUACCUUUUUUUAACAGAUAAUAUUUUUGAUUGAUAAUUGCCUUCCAAAUUGUUUUGGAUGUUUGAAGAUUAAAGAGCUUGAUAUGCCUUCUAUUUUUAUGGUGAAAAUAAUUUUAAAAUGGCAAUUGGUGUUUCUAAGCAAUUGACUAGUAAAACACAACGUUGGUUAGUAAUUAUUUUGUUAACUUGAUAAAGUCAAGUAUGACUAUUAUUUAUUACUUGUACAUUUCAUAAGAAAAUUCUGGGAAUUUUGAAUUGCACAGAUUACAUUAUAUACCUAUUGCAUCUAUGUUAGUGUUUUGUACUUCUGGCAAAUCUCUACUCCUGUUUUGUAUUUUGUAGCUAAUUUCACUUUACCUGUGAAAACAUUUAGGGGUUUAUAAGCCUCAACUAGAGCUGCAUAUCUACUGAUUAUCUUAUGAAUUAGUAAAAUGCAAAGUUACUCUGUAAAGUUUCGAUCAACAUGAUUCAACUUCUAAUCAGUGAAAAUUUUAUAUUAGAUGCUAAGUAUUACAGUAUUAGUCCUAUUUUUUUCCCUUCCAAAUGAGAAGUGUAGAUUAUUUUGUUUUGUGGUUUAUAUCAUUAACUUUCUCUAAUUAUUUGUGUGCUGUGUGUCAUGUUUUUUAUUGUUGACCUUACCGUAAAAUUUAGAAAGUUCAUUGUCAAAAGAAUUUACACCUCUUUGCGAAUGGGUGGAUGUGUACAUCUACCUGCCAUGAUCUACGGUGUUAGUUGUAUAAGAUUAGGAGGGCUCCAGGCUUGUUUACCUUCUUAUUGUCUCCUGUCCCAAAGAUGUAAGCUAUGUACCUUGUAUACAGCACUCCUGCCCAAUUUUGACUUUGGAGAUAAAAAUUUUUACUAAAAUAAUAAAGAAACCUAGCUAGCUUACUAACUUUAUGGUUUUCCCAAGUGAUGGAAAUUUUGAGGAUGUAUUUAAUAAGUGUAAACGUACUAAUGAUGACUUCCAGAAAUAAAAACAGAAAUAUUACUUUUUCCUAGUGCGGCUCAGAGAGUACGUUUGUGUUGAAAUGUAAAAGGGUGCUAAUAUGAUCUUUCUUUCCUGACAGAUUAUUGAAAGCAUUAUGAUUUGUAACAAGCUUCCUUCUAUAUCAGUAUCAAACAGGUUUAGAAAACAUAAAAGUGUGUUUUGCCUACAUGCUGUAUUUAAAUCCAUUAAUAUUUUCCUAUUGCCUUUUUCUAUAAAUGCACAUAAUGUGUAUUAAAAGAGGUGGGAUAAAUAAAACAAUUCUAGUAACUUUA
Messenger RNA from Neofelis nebulosa (Clouded leopard), 3912 nucleotides. It is a transcript of the gene NEDD1, whose product is annotated as NEDD1 gamma-tubulin ring complex targeting factor. Gene Ontology annotation, cellular component: ciliary basal body; spindle pole; pericentriolar material. NCBI's taxonomy places the organism in Eukaryota, Metazoa, Chordata, Mammalia, Carnivora, Felidae. Bases 351 to 2327 code for a protein of 658 amino acids. The transcript has 15 exons. Gene Ontology annotation, biological process: microtubule nucleation; mitotic cell cycle. Gene Ontology annotation, molecular function: gamma-tubulin binding. The record is from RefSeq and is a predicted model, not a curated record.